Ictalurus punctatus (channel catfish) is the source of this 1422-nucleotide messenger RNA. It is a transcript of the gene znhit1, whose product is annotated as zinc finger, HIT-type containing 1. Lineage: Eukaryota; Metazoa; Chordata; Actinopteri; Siluriformes; Ictaluridae. The transcript has 5 exons. Bases 100 to 564 code for a protein of 154 amino acids. The record is from RefSeq and is a predicted model, not a curated record. Gene Ontology annotation, biological process: chromatin remodeling. Gene Ontology annotation, molecular function: nucleosome binding. Gene Ontology annotation, cellular component: Swr1 complex.
AAAUCAGGUUAGGGAACUAUUCAGAAUACAAUCGCGGUGGCUUUUACGAAACGAAUCUGAUUUGUCCUCUUCGGGUCGCUGUAGCGAGAGUUCUGGAAAAUGGCGGAAAAGAAAAUAGCAGUGCGUUUUCAGGACCCGAGCCAGCGGCGCGUGCUGGAUGUAGCGACUCGGCAGCGGAGGCUCACGCGGCAGCUCGAGGCGCUCGAGAAGGACAACUUCCAGGUCGACCCGCACGCGAGCCUCCCGCCGCCGGUGAAGCGCCUGCCGCAUUUCGACGAGAGUGACGAACCCGGAAAACGGAGGAAGAAGACCAGAGGUGAUCAUUUCAAGCAGCGUUUCCGGAAAAACUUCCAGGCCCUGCUCGAGGAGGAGGAGUUGAGUGUGAGCGAGGGUCCGAACUACCUGACUGCGUGCGCCGAGCCGUCGAAGCUCCCUCAGCGUCACUUCUGCGCCGUGUGCGGCUUCCCCUCCAACUACACCUGUGUGUCCUGUGGCGCGCGCUACUGCUGCGUACGCUGCUUAGCGACACAUCACGAGACCAGAUGUCUGAAGUGGACCGUAUGAUCCUGCACACGAUGAGUGAAAACCCACUUCACCCUGGAUCGCCUUCGAAUUAAAACUGUGUGUUGGGCUACAGUCCUGCUGGACUGAGAACCCUGGAUUUUUUUUUUGCGUCUUCGUGUAUAACUACGGCCUGAGGAGAAACCGGGUUCCUCGCUGCAGUGUGGGAUGAACUACUUAGCCCGAUGACACUACAGCGCUAGCAAGAAAGUUUGCAAAAUAAUCAUGGUUCAAGAAAAAAACAAACAACGACGAAACAAUCAUUUCAAAUGCUGCCGUUGACGUCCGUGGUGUUUUAGAAAAGCCAUGCAGCUGGACUGCAGCUUCACAGGAUGAGAUUUUCUCCAAUUGAUCAUUAUACUCGCAAGAUACAGAGAUAAACCUUUUGUCUAACAAAGCAGGGCUAUAUUAGCUCGCCUGGACGUUUGUUUUGCAAUAUAUUUGUCGUAAUGGUAUUUUGCGCUUCAGUUAAAUUCUCCUCGCGGUGUCACGUUCCAUCCGACAGCAUCGACUCCACUGUGAUGGAACUCCUGAAGAGAAGUGUGUUUCAUACGCCACCGAAUGAUCUUCUAACGAAUAACCAUCAGUCUUUUCCUUAGGCACGCAGGUAUGUAGGUAUUAGGCUAGCUCUAGGCCAGUUAGAGUAAACCUUUUGCUUCAGACUUUGUCUUAUUGCUUACUGAUGCUGGAAUAUCUCACAUGUAAAGAAAUACUGUAAAGGGAUGCUUGUUAGUAUUCUCAUAACAUUACACCCUUUUACAGGCAAGACAAAUGUGACGACUUUGGAAAGAAAAUCCUGAAUUUGACCACAAAAUGAGACAGUAUUUUUAUUUAUUUAUGUUUUUUUUUUUUUUUUUUUUU